This is a messenger RNA of Lachancea meyersii CBS 8951, 1347 nucleotides long. NCBI's taxonomy places the organism in Eukaryota, Fungi, Ascomycota, Saccharomycetes, Saccharomycetales, Saccharomycetaceae. The record is from the annotation of a GenBank genome assembly.
AUGAGAUUAUCUCUGGCAUGGGUGCUGACAUUUCUGGCGUCUUUUCGCGGGUCGCUAGGUGUUUAUUGGAACGUAAACGACACCGAUUCCAUCAACAAUGCAACGGCACUGGUCGCUACAGGUUUGCUGGACUAUUACACAGGAUUGCAGUAUGGUAACCCCAUAGGUAUGUUCUCGUCUCCCUACUACUGGUGGGAGGCCGGCGGAGCCUGGGGAUCGAUUUUGGAUUUCUGGUGGUACACGGGGAACACCACGUACAAUGGAAUACUGAAGCAGGCGCUUUUGGCACAGACCGGAAAUAACAACGACUACGUUCCUCUUAAUCAGUCCGUUACCGAAGGUAACGAUGACCAGGCUUUCUGGGGACUGGUGGUAAUGGCUGCUGCCGAAAGAAAUUUCGAAAACCCAGCAGAAGACGAGCCGCAAUGGCUGUAUUUGGCACAGGCGGUUUUCAACACAAUGGCACUUCGUUGGGACGACGAUACAUGCGGUGGCGGUCUCAGAUGGCAAAUCUUCACUUGGAACUCCGGUUACGACUACAAAAAUACUGUGUCUAACGGAGCGCUUUUCCACAUCGCUGCUAGACUGGCUCGUUACACCGGAAACACGUCUUACGUUGACUGGGCCGAAAAAGUGUUCGACUGGAUGAAAGGCAUCGAUUUGUUAGAAGAGAAUGGUGUAAACUGGGUUUAUGACGGUGCGAAAGUUGAGGGCAACUGUACGAACAUCACGAAACUGGUCUGGACUUACAACCAGGGGCUUUUGAUGUCUGGUUCCGCCUACUUGUGGAACAUGACUCAAGACGAAAAAUGGCACACCAGAGCAUGGGAAUUUUUGAACGGGUCAGAAGUCUUUUUCAACAAUAGCGUCCUUUAUGAGGUGACUUGUCAGAGUGCCAACUCCUGCAACACCGAUCAGCGUUCCUUCAAAGCUUACUUUUCAAGAUUCCUGGGUUUGACUGCUCAAUUGGUCCCUGAGUCUAGAAGCAAAAUUAUGGGAUGGAUUCGAACUUCUGCCGCCGCCGCCGCACAGUCCUGUUCGGGAGGUACAGAUGGCCAUACCUGUGGACUCAACUGGUUUUACGAUGGCUGGGAUGGAUAUUACGGGUUGGGUGAACAAAUGGCCGCGCUGGAAAUUAUGCAAAACGUCUAUUGUCUUGAUAGACCUGCUCCUUACACCGCUGAAACAGGUGGAACCUCGAUCGGUAACGGAGCAGCAGGUACUGAGACGCAAGCUACAAACUUAAGCCCAUUGACCAUUACCACAGGAUCGCGGGCCGCUGCGGGAAUAAUAACAGCAGUUAUAGGACUCUCUAUUAUCGCCUGCACCGUGUGGUUGGUCAUUUAA